AUGGAUUUCGACGACGGAGACCUGAAGGACAUCUGGGACACCGAUCUCGAUGCGAACCUGCAAGACACGCUCAAGAUGUCCAACUACCCCGACAUCCAGGACUGGAUGGACCAGAACUCGAAGCUCCCGCCGGUCAUCCUGAACGACAAGCUGAUGACCGACGCGAUCAUCGGGGCCUGCAUGCCGAUCAAGACCGAGCACUCGUACAGCCUCACCUCGGACGGUGAUUCGCUGCCGGACACGAUCCCCGACUCGCCCCACAGUCUGCAGAACAAAAUGGAUGCAGAUAUGGAGGAGGAGUGCUACCCGGCGAUCAGCAUGAAUGGUGGCAGCAAACAUCAGCACAUCAUCCACAGGCAGGGCCACGUCACCACGCUGGCCAGCGCCGGGCAGAACCGGCCCGACACGAAGCCGCCCACCUUCGCCGGGAUGUCGCUGCUCGUCGGGGGGGGCCAGCAGAGCCUGGCCGUCGCCCAUCACAACUCCGGUCUCGUUAGCAACAACAACAACCACCUCACGGUGAACCACAACCUCGACUUCAAGGACGCGUCACUGCUCGGCCUGAAGGGCCUGGCGGUGACGCUGAACGGUGGCUCGUCCUCGUCCUGCCACGAUUCGUCGUCCUCUUCGACCUCCGCUUCCGACAUCGACAUCGACGAGACCACGGUCAAGGAGGAGCCACUGUCGCCGAGCUCCAGCUGUCCCGGCUCCCCGGUUGGGGCCGGCGGCGGUGGUGGUGAAGGGGGCGGAGGAUCUCACCUCACCAACAGCGCGUUCACCAUCUCCGCCGUCAGCCUCGGUGGCAGCUACGGCCACUCGGACCUGGUGCUCGAGCACAAGAAUGGCACCCUCCAGCUAUCACCCGCUUCGCAGAGUCUGCUCAAGAGCCAGCAGAUCAUCCUCACCACUGGCGGCGGUGCCGUGCAGGUGUCCACCCAGCAGCAGUCCCAGCAGCAGAGUAUCGUCAUGUCCAAGCUGAACAUCAAGAUGGAACCGCAGUCGUCCGGGUUCGGGUUACCGCCCACUCCGCCGUCCUCGUUGCCGAGCGACGAGUCGGAGGGCAACCAGAGCCCGGAACAUCACGUUUCGCCCAUGUCCCCGCCGACCGACAGUGGCGUCAACUCGACGUCCUCCAGCCGCCGAACGUCGCUGCACGCCAGCUCCUCCGGCUCCUCGCCACCGCAGCAGGCCGGCCAAUCCUCCGCCGCCGCCGCCGCCGGCCACCGGGUGUCCUCCGCUAGUCACAGCUCCGCCACCGGCUCCUCGCCGUCCGCCUCUGCGUCCCAGUCGGCGACCACUUCCACGAGGCAACCGAUACACACCCCGCUCAUCAGCAGUCAACCGAAGGGUUCCACCGGAACGCUCAUGCUGACGGAGGAAGAGAAGCGAACGCUGCUCGCGGAAGGAUACCCGAUCCCGACGCGACUCCCACUGACGAAGGCGGAAGAAAAGUCCCUCAAGAAGAUCCGACGGAAAAUCAAGAACAAGAUCUCCGCCCAGGAGAGCCGGCGGAAGAAGAAGGAGUACAUGGACCAGCUGGAGCGCCGGGUCGAGAUCCUGGUGUCCGAGAACCUGGACUACCGGAAGCGGGUCGAGUCGCUCGAGGACUCCAACCAGAAUCUGAUGACGGAGCUGUCGAAGCUGCGGCAGCUCAUCAGCCGGCAGGCGGGCAUCCGCAAGGCGUAA
This is a messenger RNA of Anopheles bellator, 1686 nucleotides long. RefSeq names its product cyclic AMP response element-binding protein A (gene CrebA). NCBI's taxonomy places the organism in Eukaryota, Metazoa, Arthropoda, Insecta, Diptera, Culicidae. Bases 1 to 1686 code for a protein of 561 amino acids. Gene Ontology annotation, biological process: regulation of transcription by RNA polymerase II. Gene Ontology annotation, molecular function: DNA-binding transcription factor activity, RNA polymerase II-specific; cAMP response element binding. The record is from RefSeq and is a predicted model, not a curated record. The transcript is spliced from 6 exons.